UAUAGCAUUUCUGUUAGGAAACUGUUCAGAGAAGUGCUUAAGAAAAUGUUUAUUUUCAUUUGUUUGUGCUUAUUAACAAUGGUUGGUGUGUUUGGUGUUGAUGAAGCACAGUCAGUGUCAGUGAUGGAAGGAGAUUCUGUCACUCUAAACACUGAUGUAACUGAAAUGCAGAGAGACGAUCUGAUAAUGUGGACAUUUGGACACAUUCUCAUAGCUAAAAUAAAUGGAAAGGACAAAAAGAAAGAGUUUUACGAUGAGAGAUUCAGAAACAGACUGAAGCUGGAUCAGAUUGGAUCUCUGACCUUCACAAACACCAGAACCACAGACUCUGGAUUUUAUAAAGUCACCAGCAGCAGAACGGAGAUGCCACUCAACACGUUCAAUCUUACUGUCUAUGCUUAUCUGCCUGUUCCUGUCAUCAGCAGAGACUGUUCUUUACCAUCUUCAGAAACAUCUUCUAAUCAGAGUUGUUUAUUGGUGUGUUCAGUCUUAAAUGUGAGUGAUGUGACUCUCUCCUGGUACAAAGGAAACAGUUUAUUAUCCAACAUCAGUGUGUCUGAUCUCAGCAUCAGUUUCUCUCUACCUCUGGAGGUGGAAUAUCAGGAUAACAACACCUACAGCUGUGUGCUCAAAAACUCCAUUAGCAACCAGACUAAACAUCUGGACAUCAGCAUGCUCUGUCACACAUGUUCAGACUGUGUCUACUGCUGUGGUCCUACUGAAGCUGUGAUCCGAUUGGCUUUCUCUGCUCUGGUGGGUGUGGCUACUGUAGCUGUGCUGGUUUAUGACAUCAGGUCCAGAAGUCUUCAAUGGCAGAAAUCACCAUCAAAUGCUGAUUAA
Molecule: messenger RNA, 840 nt
Organism: Labeo rohita (rohu)
Lineage: Eukaryota; Metazoa; Chordata; Actinopteri; Cypriniformes; Cyprinidae
Product: SLAM family member 6
Exons: 4
Coding region: 46-840 (264 amino acids)
Source: RefSeq, a predicted model, not a curated record